CCAGUGGCCUUUUCCCCGCUCAGGCCCGGCCUGUAACAAAGACGAACGCGCCCGGGCCCCCGACCCAGCCCUGCGGACGCCUGGCGGGGAGCGCGCGCCCGCCGCGCACGCGCACAGGCACGCGCACAGGCACGCGCCCGCCCGCCGCCCGGCAGCGCAGCAUCCCGGUGCCGCGGAGGGAGAAGCCGAGGCCACCGCCGCCCGCCUGGACGCCCCGCGGAGCCCGGCACCAUGAGUGAGCUUCCUGAGGACUCCCUGAAGACCGUUCUGUUGGAGUUAGAAUGUCACUUCACCUGGAAUCUACUCAAGGAGGACAUUGAUCUGUUUGACGUGGAAGACACAAUUGGGCAACAGCUUGAAUUUCUGACGACAAAAUCCAGACUCACUCUCUAUAACUUACUGGCCUACGUGAAACACCUAAAAGGCCAGAACAAGGAUGCCCUGGAGUGCUUGGAACAAGCAGAACAGAUAAUCCAGCGGGAGCACUCUGACCAAGAAGAAGUGCGAAGCCUGGUCACGUGGGGGAAUUACGCCUGGGUGUACCAUCACAUGGGCCAGCUGAAAGAAGCCCAGGAGUACGCAGACAAGGUAGGGGACGUCUGCAAGAAGAUGUCCAGCCCUUUCAACUACAGGUUGGAGUGUCCCGAGAUUGACUGUGAGAGAGGGUGGGCCCUUCUGAAAUUUGGGGGAAAGUAUUACCAAAAGGCUAAAGCGGCUUUUGAGAAGGCUCUGGAAGUGGAACCAGACAACCCAGAAUUUAACAUCGGUUAUGCCAUCACCGUGUAUCGGCUGGAUGAUUCCGACCGGGAAGGGUCUGUGAAAAGCUUCUCUCUGGGCCCUCUGAGGAAGGCUGUCACCCUGAACCCGGAUAACACCUACAUCAAGGUCUUCCUGGCACUGAAGCUUCAAGAUGUACACGCGGAAGCCGAAGGGGAAAAGUACAUUGAAGAGAUCCUGGACCAGAUAUCCUCCGAGCCUUAUGUCCUCCGUUACGCGGCCAAAUUCUACAGGAGGAAAAACUCCUGGGACAAAGCCCUUGAACUCCUGAAAAAGGCUUUGGAGGUGACCCCGACCUCCUCCUUCCUGCACCACCAGAUGGGACUCUGUUACCGGGCCCAGAUGAUCCAAAUCAAGAAAGCCACGCGCAACAGGCCCAAAGGCAAAGACAAACUGAAGGUGGACGGGCUGAUUACGUCUGCUAUCUCUCACUUCAAGGCAGCCGUGGAACGAGACUCCAUGUUCGCCUUCGCCUACACCGACCUGGCCAACAUGUAUGCCGAGGGAGGCCAGUACAGCAACGCCGAAGACAUUUUCCAGAAAGCCCUUCGCCUGGAGAACAUCACGGAUGACCACAAGCAUCAGAUCCACUACCACUACGGCCGCUUUCAAGAAUUCCACCGUAAGUCAGAAAACACUGCCAUCCACCAUUACCUGGAAGCCCUCAAGGUCAAAGACCGGUCGUCCCUGCGUCCCAAACUGACGAGCGCGCUGAAGAAACUGGCUACCAAGAGGCUGGGGCACAACGCGGCAGACCUGCAGAGUCUGAGCGCCCUCGGGUUCGUGUACAAGCUGGAAGGGGAAAAAAGGCAGGCUGCCGAGUAUUAUGAGAGGGCCCAGAAGGUAGAUCCAGAAAACGUGGAAUUCCUCACGGCCCUCUGUGAGCUUCGGCUUUCCACUUAGCUAUAUUUUCUAGGAAACCGGUUUUAAAGCUCUUCUCUUUAUUUGGGGUUCUUACACUUUGGUUGAUUGUUUUUAUCCGUUCAGUACAGAGUCAGUUUUUAUUGAGUCAUUAUCGUGUACCAGGCAUCCUGCUAAGUACUUUAUGUACAUGAGGAUGAGUCACUUGUUUUCUACUUUGAAAAUUAAAAUACUAUAACUCACUAAGAAACAGCAACGUUCCAGCUGUUUUCACUUAAAAAUGACAUGGCCAUUAUGAUGACUUUAUGCCCUUGAUGGCUGCUGUUUAUAAGGAUAUUUCGAUUAAAUUUUAUCAAAUUUCCCAUAUUACUCACUGAGGCGGUGAGUAUAAUCUUACAUAAAUCUCUGACACCAAGGUCAGGAACACUGUUUCAGGAGUGCAACAUUUUAAGUUCUUAGUUAUGUAGCUUACAAAAGGUAGAACCUUCCAGUUAUGGAUGUCCUGACUUCAAUGAGGAUAUUUAACCAUCAACCUAAAGAUUCCUCUUCGUUGAAAGAAAAAAGUUCAAAAUAAAAAAUUGGUCAUUUCUGAUGACUCAAUAAAAAAAAACAAAAAAAAAACUAGAACA
Messenger RNA from Pipistrellus kuhlii (Kuhl's pipistrelle), 2267 nucleotides. RefSeq names its product interferon-induced protein with tetratricopeptide repeats 5. The record is from RefSeq and is a predicted model, not a curated record. Lineage: Eukaryota; Metazoa; Chordata; Mammalia; Chiroptera; Vespertilionidae. The transcript is spliced from 2 exons. The coding region runs from base 232 to 1680 and encodes 482 amino acids. Gene Ontology annotation, biological process: RNA processing; defense response to virus. Gene Ontology annotation, cellular component: cytosol. Gene Ontology annotation, molecular function: RNA binding; protein binding.